This is a messenger RNA of Penicillium olsonii, 1065 nucleotides long. The record is from the annotation of a GenBank genome assembly. Lineage: Eukaryota; Fungi; Ascomycota; Eurotiomycetes; Eurotiales; Aspergillaceae.
AUGACGACCAGACAACUUCGUCCCGAUUUGGGCUUCUGGGAGAAGGUCGACGUGCCUUUCGUGCACCUGUCGGUGUACGCCAGCAUGCUGUACCAUGUCGUCGCUGGCGUAUUCCGUGGAAAAGCCAGUCCCAGGCGUUACGACCAUUUCAUCGCUACGAAUGUGAUUCGCAAGCUGGUGUCCCGCACUACGGAUCGACAGAAGCAGUACAUGAACGCGCCAACCCCGGAUGCUUACACAACUGCUAUGGCCAGCCAUGGCGUCCAGCCCGAGAGAGUGGCUCUGCCCCAUGGUGCGGAGGGCCUCUGGCUUGGAAACAAGAACGCCAAGAAAGUCGUGAUCUACUACCACGGUGGUGGAUUUGCUAUGCCCGCGAUCCCUGGCCACUUCAAGUUUUGGCUUGAGAUGAUCCGCGCUCUGAAUGAGGGCGGCCAUGAUGUGGCUGUUUUCUUCUUGCAUUAUACUCUCACCCCACACGCGCGGUACCCAACCCAGCUCCGCCAGGCGGUUGAGGCCCUGCGGUACAUUGUCAACGAGACGGGUCGCUCCCCGGCGGAUGUCGUCAUUGGCGGAGACUCGGCCGGCGGCAAUCUCACGUCCGCUACUAUACUGCACCUUUCGCACCCGCACCCGGAGAUUGAUCCAUUGCCGCUGUCGGCUCCAUUGGCAGGCUCUUUUGCCUAUGCGCCGUGGACUAACUUUAGUAAUGCGGGACCUUCUAUGAAGGAGAAUGCGUGGAAGGACAUCAUCACGCCCGAACUCCUGGAUACCUGGUCGAGUGCCUACAAGGGCGACAAGCCCGCUGAUAACUGGAACGAGCCAUUCAACGCACCUGCUGAAUGGUGGAAGGAUGCGAAGACGGAGCACAUUCUGGUCGUGGCUGGCGGGGACGAGAUUCUACUCUCGUCUAUCGAGCAGCUCGCGGAGAAGAUCAAGUCUGUAUUCCCCGCAACUACAUUUAUAAUCGGGGAGGACGAGUCGCAUGACUCGAUUUACUUCGUGUCUGCAAAUGAGUCAACCAAGACCGGCACUGAGUUGCGACAGUGGAUCGCAUCGCGUCUGUGA